Striga hermonthica is the source of this 938-nucleotide messenger RNA. The record is from the annotation of a GenBank genome assembly. NCBI's taxonomy places the organism in Eukaryota, Viridiplantae, Streptophyta, Magnoliopsida, Lamiales, Orobanchaceae.
AUGUUAUUGGCUUAGUGGUGGAGACCCAUCCAAUUCAAAUCAAAAAUGUGAAAGGUGGCCCAACCCAAAUGAUUAAUUUCACUCUUAUGGAUUUGGAUGGACUUACCAUGACAUGUACUGUUUGGGGAUCAUAUGUGGAUCAAUUUAUUGCUUUCGUGAAUUAUUAUGUGGAAGCCAAUGAUCCGUUUGUCUUGAUCAUGCAAAUGUGUCGUGCAAAACCGUGGAAUGGUGAAGUUCAAGUCACAACUUCAAAGGAUGUCACACAUUUAAUUGGUGUUCACGAUAUUGCAGAAGUUCAAGAUUUUCUGGAAAAGAUGUCAACUACCAAACUCAAAAGCGUUAAGCUUAGGUCGAAUAGCUCUUUAGUUGUUAAGAGUGAAUUUCAAGGACUUGAGGAUGGGGAUGUCAUAGUUAGCUCGGUUGAUUCUCUCCACGAGACUGAAGAGGCUAUGGAUACUUGGGUUUGUGCCUCAAUCGACUCUAUUAUUGAUAAUUGGUGGUACCUUGCGUGUAAAAGGUGCAAUAGCAAGAUGAAUUGUGAAGAUGGUGAUAUGCAUUGCACCAAGUGCACCAAUACACGUGGCACUGCACGGUACAAGAUUCAAUUUGGCGUCCAUGAUUGUACUGCAAGUGGAGUUUUCCUAUGUUGGGAUAGAGAGUGUGAAAGGAUGAUUGGAAAGUCUUGUGAGAUUUUAAAACGUGAAGUUUCUUUGUUGAAGAAUAAAGCUGCUUUUGACCUUCCGGAUGAUUUAGAGGACUUGGUUGGGAGAACCUUCCUGUUCAAGGUUCGAAUCAAGGCCAAUGAUACGUUUUCAGCUGCGUACUCUGUGUUAAGGGUAAUUGUUGAUUCAAAUUUGGUUUCCAAGUACAACCAUUGGGUUGUAGAGAAUGAUGAGUCCGAUUUUUUGACCCUUCUACAAAGGGAGGAAGCUACUAAG